AUGGCUUUAGAUUUAGUCAGCAUAGCACAACCUCAUUAUAUCCCAGGGUAUACGGGUCAUUGUCCAGAGUACAAAUAUCGUAUAGGCGACACAUAUGGGUCGACAACUCAUAAAAUACUCUUGGAUCCUGCUGUCCAGCAUUCAGAGCGGUUGGUGCUAUCUGACAGAACAGCUGACGAUUUUCAGAUAUUCCGGCCGCCACAAACUGACAUCGAUGUGGUGAAUGCCAGAUUCAGAAAUGGAGACCCCGUGUAUAAACAUCCUAUGAUACCUGGGUAUGAGGGAUUUCUCCCACGCCUCAACGCCCACUUCGGCCAGCGUUAUACAGUAGCAGCAACCGAGGCCUUGUCAGACUUUCAAAGGGUGCAGAUAAAUCAAAGAGCGGCUAGAAAUCAAUUAGAACGGGUAGUUGACCUACAAGCCGGAAAAGGAAAACCAUGGGAUUUGGUCGAUAGAUUUUCGGCCACAGCAGAAUUCAAAUUGCCAUUGGUCACGGUGCGGCCAGAAUGUGCAGGAAUACUUCGAGAUGUACCCAUGGACGAACCAAAGUUAUCACCUGCAACGCAUUCAGUCAGUCCUUAUUUCAUGGAAAAUGCUGAUCCCGACAAAUUUAUCAAGAAAGAGUACAUACUUCUUUUGUCCGCUCCCAAAUAUGGGGGUAUAAUCCAUCGCAAUCAGUGCGUUUUGCAGGCCAUGUUCCAUAUGGUUUCUCACGGUUUGGCGAAUCUUCGAAGAAGCUCACCAACUCCGCUCUUUGUGAUUUCUCGUCUAAUUAUAGACGAAGACAGAGUACAGAAUGGGCACCAGUGA
Messenger RNA from Arctia plantaginis, 810 nucleotides. Lineage: Eukaryota; Metazoa; Arthropoda; Insecta; Lepidoptera; Erebidae. The record is from the annotation of a GenBank genome assembly.